This is a messenger RNA of Biomphalaria glabrata, 2656 nucleotides long. RefSeq names its product GTP-binding protein SAR1b-like. Gene Ontology annotation, cellular component: endoplasmic reticulum exit site; COPII vesicle coat. The record is from RefSeq and is a predicted model, not a curated record. The transcript is spliced from 7 exons. Gene Ontology annotation, molecular function: GTPase activity; GTP binding. Bases 151 to 732 code for a protein of 193 amino acids. Lineage: Eukaryota; Metazoa; Mollusca; Gastropoda; Planorbidae. Gene Ontology annotation, biological process: intracellular protein transport; endoplasmic reticulum to Golgi vesicle-mediated transport; membrane organization.
AAUUCUUACUGCUAAAGGAACUACGUCAUUCAGCAAUCAGCCAUUUUAUCUCGAAGGUUUACACGUCUAAGGAGAUUGUGUAUAAAUCCAACGUAGCUGAAUUGCGUUGGAGAACUAUACGGCAUCGAUUUUGUAGUCACACAAGUAACAAUGUUUUUAUGGGAUUAUUUUUCAUCCAUUCUUAAUUUUUUAGGUUUUUAUCAAAAAGCUGGCAAACUUCUUCUUCUUGGCUUGGAUAAUGCUGGGAAAACAACACUUCUGGGUGUUCUUAAAGAAGGGCACAUAAUUCAGCCAGUGCCAACUCUUCAUCCUACAUCAGAAGAGUUAUCUAUGGGAGGCAUGAAAUUUACUACAUUUGAUCUUGGAGGUCACAGGCAAGCUAGAAGAGUUUGGAAAGAUUACUUCCCGGCAGUGGAUGGCAUUGUAUUUCUUAUUGAUUGUCAUGACAGGGGACGAUUUCAUGAAGCCAAAGCUGAACUUGAUAGCUUAUUGACAGAUGAACAAGUGGCUAAUGCUCCUAUUCUGAUACUAGGCAAUAAGAUUGAUAUACCUGGGGCUGCUAGUGAAGAUGAAAUAAGACAUUGGUUUGGCCUUCACAAUCUGACCACUGGAAAGGGCAAUGUUUCCAGAAGUGAACUACCUGGUCGCCCCAUGGAACUAUUUAUGAGUAGUGUACUGAAACGACAGGGUUAUGGCGAAGGUUUCCGCUGGCUAGCACAGUACAUUAAUUAGCCUGACAAUGAGGGAGAAUGAAAUGACAGAAUGACACAUGGUGGAUGAAUAAAACACAAAGUGAAAGUUUGAAAAUGAACUUGAUGGAGAAAAAGACUUGUUGAUUGUAUAUAUCUAUCACAAAUUGUGUAUCUGUGUGCAAUUGUCUCGAAUGUGGUUCCUCCUAAAACAUUUCAGUGACUGUGUCUUAAUGUGGGGGAGUACAUGUUGUGGAAUGUACAUUUGAUUAACAGCUUGUACAUUACCUGUACUAUACAAGUCUAUAAAAUGUGGUUGUUUUUUUUUGUCUUUGUGGCCCUGGGUUCUGGUUCAGCCAGAUGUCAGAUCCUUGACAGGUGUAAGUAGUAGUUAAAUGAAGAAUUUUAAUAACCAAAGGACUUUUGUAUAUUCUUCCUUCCCCUGAGAACAUCUAAUUAGUGCCCAUCUUCUUCCCUCUUGUGCUUGAACAUUUUGCUGGUUGUAUUUUAAACGGAUGGGCUGUUAUUCCCCCCUCCCCUGGGAAAUGAUUUUGAUGUUUUCUAAAAUAUGCUACUAUAGUGAUAAAACCAGGUCCCUCCUGUCUGUUGAGUUAACUCUUAUUUUCUACUACUAGAUCUAUUUAAUGCUUAUGAGUUGACUCUUAUGGAAGUAGGAGUUCUUGUUUAUGACUGUCAUUCAUUUUUUUUGAAUAAACUAUUUGUGAUUUUUAUACAUAAACAUGUAUUAGUAUGUUUAAUGGCUGAAAUAUUCGUCUAUCAUUACCUCUCCCUUACUCCAUUAUUAUUAAUAUAAUUAGGUAUUUUAUAAAUUGUCAUAAUGACAAUAUUAUUUUCACUAAUUUUCCUGUUUUCUGUGUGUGAAUCACUUUGAGUUUGGUACUAAAAGGUUGUCUCCCCUUAGUGGCCAGCAUGUUGUAAUAUAGUUAUCAAAAUGAAAAUAAAACAAAAAUGUUAUGCUUACUUCCAGAUAUGAUUAAAAAAUAUUUGUUUGUUUGUAUUUACUAUGAUUAUUAUAGUCACAUAUUAUUAUCUUACUUUGAAUAUUCAUGUUUAUUGUUUCUUUUAAUUUAUUGUUCUAUUGGAUUGAAAAGUCUAAAUGUACAAAACAUCUAUUGAAUUUCACUUGGAUGUGGUGGAGGAUUGUUUCAUGGACUAGAGACCUCACCAGACAGUUAUUAUGAUAGAAGCAUAAGUUUGGUCCUACAGAUUUUUAGUUUCAUUGGUUUGUAUAAUAGAAUUUUAGAAUCUGAUAUUAUGCAUUCAAUUAAAGUAUUGAUGUUUGCUUUUGUGAGACUAGUUUAUUGAAGCAUUGAAUCUUGUAGAGAACUAUUUCUCACAUUGGACUAUUAGGAUCAAGUUGUUCUGGAGCAUAGAAUGAACAUUGAACCACUUAGUAGUAUUUCUUGUCUUCAGAGUUUGUUCAACUAUUAUUCAUGGUAUAUAUGAAUGUUGGCUUCUUGUGUCAACACAUACAAGUUCUACGUAUAAAGAUAACUUUGAAACAGUCUAAUACUUUGAGAAGACUCGGUCAGUUGCUAGAUGAUGCUUAAAGUUGUGGGGUUUUUUUUGUAAUAUAUAAGCAGACCAUUUUUGACAGAUAACAUUCUACCAGUGUGACAGCACAUGCUCAUCAAAUGGAGAUGCAAGGAAUGAAAAGCCAGAACAAGUUUUUAAUUCUGUUUUUCUUUUAUUGGACAUGGUAAAUGUUCUGGGUUCUGGUCUCAAUUUUUUAAUGAACUUUAAAAUGUUUAGUAAGUUUCCAAAACUUUGUCCUGAGAAACUAGGUUCAGAAGUUCAUCUCAGUCUACUGUUGGCCUACAAGAAGAGAACUGUGUUGUUACUGGUCAAUUCAAAGACAUUUUGUUUCAUUUCAUUAGUCUCUACAUUUUGUAGCCUUUCAAAGUAUCACAAACAGAUCUUCAAAUAAAACAUGAUGAAGAAAAGUU